GGCGGAGCUUGCGCCAAUAGCCAUAGCGGGAGCCUGGCCGCGGCCCCGUAAAUCUAAGACUCGGCGGCCCGGAGCUGGUCGCGCACUCCUCACCUUCAGGGUUCGCGUUCGGCUUGCGCAGAACUGAAGAACUCGUGACGGAGCUUUGAGGAGGAAAAAAUCUGUUCCGGGUGAACCCAGGCCGUCCCGGAAAUGCAUUGGCCUUGGAGCGGGCGCCGGAGACCAGACUGAGGUUGAGUUUCACACCAAUCUAGAUUCUUCUUGAUGUAAAGGAGUCUGGAUGUCAACAGUGAAAAUGGCAUACUCCAGAUUAACACUCUGUCAGCCAAAGGCAUGACAGUUCAGGAACACAUGGACUUGAUGCACACAGAAAUGUGUGCACAGAAAAAGAGAAUCUCUAAUUCUUCAAAAGAAAGAAGGCACCCAAAAUGGGCACAUUCUGCUCAGUAAUCAGGUUUGAAAAUCUUCAAGAAUUAAAGAGACUGUGUCACUGGGGCCCCAUUAUAGCCCUUGGUGUGAUAGCAAUAUGUUCUACUAUGGCCAUGAUUGACUCUGUCCUGUGGUAUUGGCCUUUACAUACAACUGGAGGAAGUGUGAAUUUUAUCAUGUUGAUAAACUGGACUGUCAUGAUUCUUUACCAUUACUUCAGUGCCAUGUUUGCUGGUCCUGGCUUUGUCCCUCGGGGGUGGAAACCGGAGAAUCCUCAGGAUAGCAUGUACCUCCAGUACUGUAAAGUCUGCCAAGCAUACAAAGCACCACGCUCACACCAUUGCAGGAAGUGUAACAGAUGUAUCAUGAAGAUGGACCACCACUGUCCCUGGAUCAACAACUGCUGUGGUCACCAGAACCAUGCUUCGUUCACACUGUUCCUCCUGCUGGCGCCUCUGGGCUGCAUCCAUGCUGCUUUCAUUUUUGUGAUGACUAUGUAUACACAGCUUUAUAAUCGGCUCUCGUUUGGGUGGAACACAGUCAAGAUUGACAUGAGUGCGGCCCGGAGAGAUCCUCUUCCAAUUGUUCCCUUCGGGUUGGCUGCAUUUGCUGCCACCUUGUUUGCCUUGGGAUUAGCAUUGGGGACAACCAUAGCUGUUGGGAUGCUGUUUUUCAUACAGAUAAAAAUUAUUCUCAGAAACAAAACUUCUAUUGAAUCAUGGAUUGAAGAGAAGGCUAAAGAUCGAAUUCAGUAUUAUCAACUGGAUGAAGUCUUUGUUUUUCCUUAUGAUAUGGGAAGUAAAUGGACGAAUUUUAAGCAGGUAUUUACAUGGUCAGGAGUCCCUGAAGGAGAUGGACUGGAGUGGCGAGUAAGAGAAGGCUGUGACCAGUAUAGCCUAACAAGAGAACAGCUGAAACAAAAGGCAGACAAAAGAGUCAGAAGUGUUCGCUAUAAAGUCAUAGAAGAUUAUAAUGGUGCCUGUUGUCCUUUGAACAGAGGAAUUAAAACCUUUUUCACAAGCCCCUGCACAGAGGAGCCUCGGAUACAGCUGCAGAAAGGGGAGCUCAUUUUAGCAACAAGAGGGUUGCGGUACUGGUUGUACGGAGACAAAAUUCUCGAUGAUUCCUUCAUAGAAGGUACUUCGAGGAUAAGAGGGUGGUUCCCUAGGAAUUGUGUGGAGAAGUGUCCCUGUGAUGGCGAAUCAGACCCAGCGCCAGAGGGUGAGAAGAAGAACAGAUAGCCACCGCGAAAGUGCUAUCAUUACGUCUUCAUUACUUGAAAAUCACACAUAUUACCAAGAAUUAUGCAGCGAGUCUACUCUGCUUAAGGUAUUCUUUUCCUCAAAGAUGCUCUAGUGCCAUGAUUUAAAUAUUUUUAUUACCAUUUUGAAACAGAAGCCAUUCUGCAUAUGCCUUCGAGUUCCUGCCGUCUUGCCACUUCUCCCUACCAAAGGAAAGUCGUUCAAGCCAAGUGAGCAAACCGCACUUUCUGUAGGAUUUCUUUGUGCUGCACCCGACUUUACCUGCAGAUCUAGUUCCCCUUAGCCAGGAGCAUCUGCAUGUGGUUAUUCUGUUUCUUCCUUGGUGACAUUUCUUUCAUAAUCUAGAGACUAUAAAACUUCAAUAUGAACUCAAAUUUUGUUACUUUUAAUAAUGCAGAUUUUGUCAAAUCCAAUAAAAGUCAAUGGGUGUUCUGUAAAAAUUAUA
Myodes glareolus (Bank vole) is the source of this 2136-nucleotide messenger RNA. It is a transcript of the gene Zdhhc6, whose product is annotated as zDHHC palmitoyltransferase 6. The record is from RefSeq and is a predicted model, not a curated record. Gene Ontology annotation, molecular function: palmitoyltransferase activity; protein binding. Lineage: Eukaryota; Metazoa; Chordata; Mammalia; Rodentia; Cricetidae.